AUGCCGCCGCCUUCCCAACUCGCCAUCGCUACAGGCUCUGUCAACCGACUCCUCAAAGAGGAGGCUUCAUACCACAAAGAGGUUGAGCAGGAGGAAGCCAAGGUCAAAGCUCUGAAGGAGAAGAUUGAUAGCGGUGCAAACGAUGACGAGAAUGCCUCAUUCAUGCUUAAACAGCAGCAAACUGCCCUUGAGCAGACAAAGGCCGUAUUCGAACCCCUACGACAGAAGAUCGCUGUCGCUGUUGAGAAGCUGGAGGAGCAACUCGCUGUGAGCGAAGAGCUGAACGCUCCGGAGGACCAGGUGGUGCAGGCCAAAGAGGCGUUGGUAAAAGCCAAAGCUACCCAGGUCGAUGCUUAA
Molecule: messenger RNA, 357 nt
Organism: Fusarium tjaetaba
Lineage: Eukaryota; Fungi; Ascomycota; Sordariomycetes; Hypocreales; Nectriaceae
Product: beta-tubulin binding protein
Exons: 2
Coding region: 1-357 (118 amino acids)
Biological process (GO): post-chaperonin tubulin folding pathway; tubulin complex assembly
Cellular component (GO): cytosol; microtubule cytoskeleton
Molecular function (GO): beta-tubulin binding
Source: RefSeq, a predicted model, not a curated record